Messenger RNA from Blepharisma stoltei, 669 nucleotides. The record is from the annotation of a GenBank genome assembly. NCBI's taxonomy places the organism in Eukaryota, Ciliophora, Heterotrichea, Heterotrichida, Blepharismidae.
AUGAGAAGGUUCUUAAGCCAGGAAGCAGCGAAAAGAUUUGACGAUAAGCUUAUGGGAGAACUUGGGUUUGCCACUGAAUCUCUGAUGGAGCUUGCAGGACUCUCAUGUGCCCAGUGCAUAUUUAAAGAAUAUAUUCCUGAUUCUGUUAUUGUUGUGUGUGGGCCUGGGAAUAACGGAGGGGAUGGGCUGAUAGCAGCUAGGCAUUUAUUUCAUUUUGGUUUCAGACCAACUGUACUCUAUCCCAAACCAACUUCAAACUUGGUUUUGACACGUCUCCUAACUCAAUGCAGGGUGCUUGGAAUUCCUAUUGUAGAUCAAUUAGAUGAUUACAGCUCUUUUAGCUUAAUUGUUGAUGCAAUUUUUGGGUUUUCUUUUAGAGGUGAUCUCAGAGAGCCCUUUAAAACAAUUAUCCAGAAAAUUAAAGAAAGCGGGAAGCCUGUGGUGUCUCUUGAUAUUCCCUCAGGGUGGGAUGUGGAAAACGGAAACAUUACUGGGGAAGGACUAGAGCCAAAUGUAUUGAUUUCUUUGGGUGUGCCCAAACUGUGUGCGACUUAUUUUAGAGGGAUCCACUAUAUAGGUGGAAGAUUUGUGCCCUUAUCGCUUGCUGAAGAAUUUCAAGUUGAUUUGCCUUUAUACCCUGGGUCAGACCAAAUCGUAAGGAUUAACUAA